CUCCUUUGGCUCUCAAAGAAGAAGAAGAAAAAGAAGAAGAUCUAUCGCAUCUGCCGUGCCUUGCUGACUGAGCGCCAUGGCUGAACUGAGCGAGAUGUACCAAGCAUCCCUUCGGCCACAUCCUCCGUAUAAACCUUUGCCAGAUGAGACCGGCUUCGUGGACUACUUUUCGCCGCCGCCCGUUCCGCCCGACGAGCAGGGCAACUAUGGGCCCUACUACUACUACCCUCCACUGUUCGCUCAGCCUCCUCCUCCCCCUCCUCCUCCACCACCUGCUCCCUCGGCUUCGCCAGUUCCCUACGGGUAUACUGGAAAAAGCCGCGCCAGUAAGACUCAAGGCCGCCCCUCCACUGCCUCUAAUCAAGCCAUGGAGAACUUCAUGGUGUACGCCACGCUGGUCAUCAUCCUCCUGUUUCUCUUCUCCCUGGUUAUCAUGCUUGGGUUCGCGAUGGCAGGUAAAUAUUUGCCUCUGGGGAAAGGCCGCCCGACGGAGCACGUUCCGGCCGGCUACUCGACGCGUCCAUCCGAUAACCCUGGGCCCAUGUGGUGGGCCCCCGUGGCGCAACCCUCGAACAGCAAGGCGUCGGCGUCUCUUCCGCGCCGUCUCGAGAGGGACGACGGUGACGGCGCAACUUGAUGCCCGCUGUGCCUUGUUCUCUGCGUGCCCUAUUUAAUUUAUUUAGGCUUAUCGCUUUGAUGAAUAGAACCUCCCAUACUCUUUGCUAUAGCACUCCUUUUUUAUGUGCAUCCCCGUGAUUUCCUGAA
This is a messenger RNA of Dermacentor andersoni, 765 nucleotides long. RefSeq lists its product as uncharacterized. Lineage: Eukaryota; Metazoa; Arthropoda; Arachnida; Ixodida; Ixodidae. The record is from RefSeq and is a predicted model, not a curated record.